Molecule: messenger RNA, 4080 nt
Organism: Acanthamoeba castellanii str. Neff
Lineage: Eukaryota; Discosea; Longamoebia; Acanthamoebidae
Product: cellulose synthase (udp-forming), putative
Exons: 5
Source: RefSeq, a predicted model, not a curated record
AUGGCGUUCAAUCAGUACCUCGAAGGAGUCAUCACGGCUUCUCUGGGCACGCUACUGAUCCUCUUCGGCCUGCCCUACCUGUCGUCCAUUCCGCGCGUCGGAAAGAACACGCCCAAGAGGCAGGCUCUCCUCACACUCUUCAACUACUUCCAGUUCUUCCUCUCAUGCGUCCUCCUCGGAGCGACCAUCACCAUCCGGGUGCUCAUCCACAACAUCGACAUCGACUUCAACACGGCCUACAUCGCCGCCGCCAUCCCCGUUGGCGCGCUCGUGGCCCUGAUCGGCCUGCUCUUCUUCCGCUUCCUCAUGCUCGCCUACGGCCUCUUCGUCGGCAUGCUGCUCGGAAUGCUCCUCGAAGCAGGCCUCCACAACAUCUUCGACACCCAAGACGAGCAUGCCUGGGGCAAGCUGAUCACUCUCACCGUGGGCCUCCUCUUUGCUGGCGUCGCCGUGAGCCGUUCGCCCUCGGGAUGGUUCAUUCGCCUCGUCUUCGCCCUCUCCGGUGCGGCCCUCCUGGCCAUGAGCCCCAGCUGCUGGAGCGCCCUGCCCUCCGACAUGAGGCGUAAGGCGCUGAUCCCGUGGGUCAAGUUCAUCCCUGAGACGGCCGACGCCGAGUGCAGCGAGCUGGCCACGCCGGAGGACCAGACCGACGUCUACGUCUUCGGGGGCAUCAUGGCCGCCCUGGUGGCCAUCCCCAUGCUGCUCUUCGUCGUGAUCCCCUGGAUCAACCGCAAGCUCCACUGCACGGCCUUUAGCCAGGACGGCUUCGGCCUGCGCAUCCGCUUCCGCCCCGACCGCGAGGAGCGCGAGAAGAAGCGCCUGCUCAAGAAGAGCAAGAAGAGCAAGAACAAGGACAAGGGUGUCGACACGGCCAGCAAGAGCGUGAGCGACUCGGAGAGCAACGACGACGACUCGGUGGUCGUGGACGACGCCAACGUUGACUACGACGACGACGGCGAGUAUCUCGACGACUCAGAGGAGAGGACCGCCGGCCUGUCGGGCUCCUAUGCGUCGGUCGAUGACGACGAUUCGUCGGCCGGCGCCACGCAACGCAUGCGUAUCGCCGAGGACAAGCUGCGCGAGGAGGACCGCAUCGAGGUGCUCCAGAACAAGUUUGAAAUGUUCAACAAGCAGCGCGAGUGGCUCCUCCGCGACGAGGUGGCUGAGGAGGAGGAGAAGCGCAAGCCGCCGCCGGGCGUGAUCGACUGGAAGCGCGGCACGCCGGACAAGGUGGUGCCGGCCGUCAAGAUCCUGGCCACGCGCGUGCUGGGUCUGUUCAUCGCGGCGUGGGGCAUGUUCUGGCUCGUGUGGCUCAUCGGAUGGGGCCGCAACUGGGACACCUUCGUGGCCGUGAUCUCGUGGUUCGCCUACGUCGUGGCCGAGACGGUCAACUACGUGCUGGGCAUCAUCUACAACCUCAACUUCUGGACGCCCACCGUGCGCAAGCGCAAGAGCCUCUACGCGCUCGAGGGCUUCGUCGAGACCGUCGACCGCGUGCGCGUCGACUCGCUCAUCUUCCACUACAAGGAGGACCCCAACACCACGCAGAAGACCCUCGAGGGCUGCCUCCUCAUGAAGCGCCUGCCCAACCUCAUCCUCGCCGAGCUCGAGGCCCGCGGCGAGCAGCCCGCCAAGCCCGGCGCCAAGGCCAAGACUGCCAAGGCCCUCGCCUGGCUCAAGCGCAAGGCUCAGUGGUGCAUGGGCGGCAAGCGCUGCCCGCUCCCCUGCUCCCUCGCCUGCUGCAGCGGCAAGGCCAAGGAGCAGAAGAAGAAGGACGACUCGGCCACCGACGGCGCCGACGGCGAGGAGGGCAAGAAGGUCGAGGAUGAGGUCGACGAGUUCUUCGACGAGUCCUCCUACUACGACGAGGAGGACGACUUUGGCGAGAACUACACCGACAACACCAUCACCCAGGCCGACAUCGACAGCUACCCGUUCCCCGAGUUCGACCCGCUGUUCUACCCGCUCCCUGAGGCCCUCCAGGCCCUCCAGGACGAGGCCCGCAAGAGGGGCGCCGGCACCAAGACCUCCUCCGACGGGGAGGCCACCGACAACGACGGCGAGGAGGUGGACGUGAGCAGCGAGACCAGCAGCGUCGACGACGCCAAGAAGCCCUACUCGUUCGGCUUCCACGACGACGUCGAGAAGCUGGCGGCCGAGGCCGGCGGCCUCUACGACAAGAUGGGCUGCCUGCUGGAGCCCAUGAGCGACCGCGUGCGCAAGAUCUACGAGAAGAACCGCCGCAUCCUGAAGCACCUGGGCCUCGGCAAGGACUUCAACGGCAUCCCCUACGACUUCGAGCCCAGCGACAUCGGCCGCGAGGUCGUGUACCGCGUGAUGGAGGUGGUCGAGGUCUACCUCGGCGGCGCCGUCAUCCCCGUGCUCCACUUCAAGGAGGAGAUGUUCCGCGAGGACUGCGCCCGCGGCUCGCUCUCUGUGACCUUCGAGCUCCGCAACCCCGAGAAGAAGAAGAAGCAGGCUCUCUCGCGCCAGGAGCGCGAGCGCACCAUCGAGGUCAUCUACGGCGAGGACGAGGACGGCGAGGGCUACGACGACGACGGCGACGAGAUCCACCACAAGAGCCCCAAGAUGUGGGGCGGCUACCCCGACAUGUCGUUCGACGACGAGACCAUGCCCAAGGACCGCGUCAAGAUCGUGGCGCGCAUCAAGCCCAACGUGCAUCACAACAAGGCCGGCAACAUCAACAACGUGCUCUACAACACGGAGGUGCGCGAGAAGGGCCAGUACCUGAUCUUCCUCGAUAACGACAUGCGGCCGGAGCCGGACUUCCUGCUCUACACACUGCCCUGGUUCUACAACGAGGGCCAGCUGGCGCGCCACUGGGAGAUCAACGACAACCUGUCGUUCGUGCAGACGCCGCAGAUCUUCGUGCGCGACGCCAUCCGCGACGGCGACAAGCUGGGCAACGGUAACCAGGUGUUCUUCGCCGCCAUUCAGCCCGGCCGCGACGGCGAGAACGCGUGCGCCUUCGCCGGCACCAACGCCAUCUUCGCCAAGCGCGCCCUGCUCCGCAUCGGCGGCGUGCCCUACGAGUCGCAGACCGAGGACGCCCACACGUCGAUCCGCCUCCACCGCGACGGCUUCGUCUCCUACUACGUCAACCUGCCCCUCGUCGUCGGCGAGGCCCCGACCACCGUCGCCUCGCGUCUCCUCCAGUACCUCCGCUGGGUCAAGGGCUCCAUCCAGCUCUGGUGGGCCCAGUUCUACGAGCCCCCCAUCAAGAUGUGCAUCGGCCAGGCCCCCAAGCGCCUCCCCAAGGACCAGCGCCCGUCCAAUUUCAUGCUCACCUUCUACGCCAUCGACACCAUGACCUGGCCCCUCUCCGCCAUCUCCGCCCUCCUCUACAUGUUCUGCGCCCUCGUCUUCGUCUUCUUCGCCGAGCCCCCGCUCCAGCCCCACGACCCCUUCGACAUCUCCUCCUUCCUCUGGGUGUUCCUGCCCUACCUGUGCCUGCGUAUGGCCAACAACCUGAUCGCGCUCCAGGGCGUCAAGUCGUCGUCGGUCUGGGUGGCGCAGGAGGUCUGGUACGCGCAGGCCUUCACCGCGUUCCUCGGCAUCCUCGACGCGCUCUAUGAGAAGUUCCUCGGCACCGGCUUGACCGGCUGGAAGGUGACCGGCGAGGGCACGCGCACCACUGCCAUCGAGUACUUCAACGUUGUCGUCUCCAUGCUCCUCAUCUUCGGCAUCAUCAUCCGCCUCAUCAUCUUCCUGGCCGACUCCGACGACCGCCUCGCCGCCUUCGGUUCGGCCUUCUUCGCCGGCGUCAUCCUCAUCCAGCUCUGGCCCAUGGUCUCCAUGUCCCUCUACGAGCUCCUCAUCAACGAGUACAAGCCCUCCGACGAGAAGAAGGAGCUCGGCCGCUUCAAGAUCCCCAACUGGCUCUCUUCACCGCCCUGCUCUGCGUCGGUAUCUCCGCUGGCGUCCUCUUCGCCUAAGCGGCGACGUCCGACCACACCAGCCUGUAUCUACUCUCUCUCUCCUCCUUCACCCUUCCUCGCUGCGGGGAGCUGCACGAGAUCUGCUCUGCCCCCCCACAUACCCAUGUAUUCUCCGCACACA